Acyrthosiphon pisum (pea aphid) is the source of this 3410-nucleotide messenger RNA. Its product is annotated as pantothenate kinase 4. Gene Ontology annotation, cellular component: nucleus; cytosol. Lineage: Eukaryota; Metazoa; Arthropoda; Insecta; Hemiptera; Aphididae. The record is from RefSeq and is a predicted model, not a curated record. The coding region runs from base 351 to 2636 and encodes 761 amino acids. Gene Ontology annotation, biological process: coenzyme A biosynthetic process. Gene Ontology annotation, molecular function: pantothenate kinase activity; ATP binding. The transcript is spliced from 13 exons.
ACUGUGGUAAUAUUUUCAAUCAAGAGUGUAUACGUAUUAUAGGUCCAGAGUGACGACACCUUAUCAAUACACCUUGUUAUGUAUAUGUGGUUAUCACUCUCUCAGCUACGAAUUAAGAUAGUACUAUCUUAGUUCAUGGUACUCGACCUGACAUGUCCAUGUUCUAUGCUUACGCCGUACUCAACGAUGGCAAAUGUCAAUAUUAUUAUAAUAAUUGGUAUUGUUUAACAAAUAAUUAGCUAUUUGUAAUUCGUAUUUCGUUGCAGUCCGUACUCUGUAGUCACUACUCCUGAGAAAAAAAGAAACAAGCUCAUCAUUUCAAACUGAUAAUUGGAAACACCGCAAUUGCAAUGGAAGAAAAAGGAAAUCCAAACAGUAUUAAACUUCCUGAUACUUUGGAAGUUUUCAGGAAUUUAAAAAAUGCAAAACAAUUUGCUAUAGAUAUUGGUGGUUCACUUACAAAAAUAGCAUAUUAUUCAACAGUAUCAUUUAGACGAGUUUAUUAUGCCACUGAUAACAUAGACAAAAAUGAUGACAAAAAUAAGGAAGACAAACAUGAUAAGUUUGUUUAUACAUAUUCUGAACAAGCAAGGUUACAUUUUGUCAAGUUUGAAACAAAAUAUAUUGAAAACUGUUUGGAUUUCAUUGGUGACAAUUUAGUUAACAGCGAUGAACGAAAAGGAAAAAGCAUUAAAGCUACUGGAGGUGGGGCAUACAAGUAUAGCAAACUUAUUCAAGACAAAUUGGGACUAAAAGUAGAUAAAGAAGAUGAGCUUACUUGUCUAAUCACAGGAUGUAACUUCUUAUUAAAAAAUAUAAGUGAUGAAGCAUUUGUUUACCACAGAAAUGGUAGCCCAGAAUAUGAGUUUCAAACAGCUGACCCACAUGUAUUUCCUUAUAUGUUAGUUAACAUUGGCUCAGGUGUAAGUAUUUUAAAAGUUGAGUCGGACAAUUGUUACGAGCGUAUUGGUGGGACAGCUACAGGGGGUGGCACAUUCUGGGGCCUUGGUACACUUUUGACUAAAGCCAAAUCAUUUGAUGAAUUACUUGAUCUUGCCGAAAAAGGAGAUCACAGGAAGGCUGAUAUGCUUGUAAAGGAUAUAUAUGGUGGAGAUUAUGAAACUCUUGGCAUGCAUUCAGAUUUAAUUGCAUCUUCUUUUGGAAAAAUAUGUCCUCGUCAAAAUGCAGAAAGUGAUUACAAUGAAGCAGAUCUGGCAAGAAGUUUACUGUUUGCAAUUAGUAAUGACAUUGGUCAAAUUGCUUGUUUAUAUGCAAUGAUGCAUAAUUUGAAAAAGGUAUAUUUUGGUGGUUACUUUUUAAGAAAUCGUUCACUCAGUAUGCAUACUAUAUCAUUUUCUAUAAAAUAUUGGUCUAGAGGAACUGUGCAAAGUUUGUUUUUAAGACAUGAAGGAUAUUUAGGAGCAAUUGGGGCAUUUUUAAAAGGCACUGAAGAAUGCGAUGGUGAAAAGUUUUCGUGGUUAGAAAAUUAUGCUGGUAGUGGAAGUAACCGCACUCAGUUGUCAUUUGGCAAACGAGUUGACCAACUCGAACUUGAUCGUUGGGAAUCCCCUUUAACAUUUUGCCCAUUGCUCAAAGAUCCAUCUAGUUACAUUCCAGAUACAGUUGACUUAAACUCAGAUAAAGAAGCUAGAGAAUAUUGGUUAAAUUGCUUUGAAGAAAGUAUAGAAAAUUAUGUGAAUUAUGCAAUUUCCAGUCAACCAACUAGUGAUACAGCUGAAGAACGGGCCGCCAUGUUCAAGGAGAAAUUUAUUUCUCGGGUGCAAUUGCUUAAAAUACAACCUUUUGCUUAUGGUAAUUUGACUGUGAGGGGUCUUUUGGAUACAAUCAAUCAAUGUCUUAAAGAAUUUGAUUUUCCUGAUCCGUAUUUAAUUCAAAAACGAACAGAAAAUGAAUAUGCACUAACAUGUUUUCAAGAACGAUUGGAAGAAUUAGAUUCUUUAGACCUAGAGGAAAGACAAAAAGAACUAAUCAUGGGUGUCUUAGCAGGGAAUACUUUUGAUUGGGGUGCUAAAGAAACUGUAGCUUUAAUGAAAACUGGUGAAUUUGAUUUUAAACAAGCAAGAAACCGAAUACCUGCUAGACCUUGGCUAAUUGAUAGUCUGGAUAGUUGGGUUGAAAAGAUAUGCAAUGAACCAUACAAAAAAAUUGCAAUUUUCAUCGAUAACAGCGGUAUUGAUAUAGUUUUGGGAAUACUACCAUUGGCCAGAGAAAUGCUACGUCAAGGCUCAAGAUUAAUACUGUGUGCAAACUCAGCUCCAGCACUUAAUGAUGUCACUCAUUCAGAACUUGUUGUACUGUUACGUCAAAUUGCGGCUAUUUGUCCUAUUAUUUCUAAAGGGUUAGAUGAAGGUAGGUUGAAAUCAAUGGAGACAGCUCAAGGUGGGCCAUGUUUAGAUCUCAGUCGAUUGGAACGAGAAUUGGCAAAUGAAUUGAUAACUGUGGAUUUAAUUCUAUUGGAAGGAAUGGGUCGAGCUGUUCACACCAAUAUAGAGGCAGAAUUUGUGUGUGAUUGUUUAAAAUUAGCCAUAAUAAAAAACCGUUGGUUAGCUAAACGUUUAGGCGGCGACAUGUUUUCAGUUGUGUGCAAAUUUGAAAGUGUUAAUGUUUCAAAAUAAUUUUUAUCAAAUUUAAAAAAAUCCACGUUUUAUAUUAUUUUUAUUAAAUUAUAAAUUCUAAUAUUGCUAUGAUAAUCUCAUAGUAUAAAUUACACAUAUUGUGGUAUUUGGUUAAAACGGGAUCUCACGACUUGUGUAUUUGACGAAUAUCCACGAAUACACGAAUAAUCGGCAAGUUACCGACAAUCGACGGGAGGGUGGCAAAUAACAAAUAUCGAAUAUUCGUCAAAUACACGAUUCGUGGGAUCCCGCCUUUAAAAUUAAUUAUUAUUAUUUAUAAUUUUCACGAAUGGCAUCCUUAUAAUUUUGUUUUAAACAAUUUUUUUACACAGUUGUGUAUUGUAAAAGUAAAUAAUAUUUUAUACAUUAAUUGACAUUCAGCUCUAUGGGAACUGGCCUAUGCGACAAAAGUGCUGAUGUAGCCGCUCUCAGACCCAAAGCAACACAUUCAUCUUGUGAUUUUCCUUGUAAGACUCCAGAUAUGUAUCCUGCACACAGACUGAAAUCAUAAAAAAAAAAAAAAAUUAAUGAUAUUAAAAUCACAUGUGUCAUAUUAUUUUUUAUAUUUAUUUUUCAAAUCGAUAAAUAGGUGUUACUUGUUUGAAUUUUAUCACUGUUAUUGUUGUUGUUGUUGGUACUUUUAUCGUUAUAAAUUAAGUUGCCAUGUAUUAUUGUAACAUUGUCAUAUAAAUAUUAUGUUAUCAUGAAAAAUCAAAGAAUUAUUGUAUCUACUUAAUAAAUUAAUUUUGUUUAAUCAAAAUCUUAAACAUGUCA